Lycium ferocissimum is the source of this 3922-nucleotide messenger RNA. RefSeq lists its product as uncharacterized. The record is from RefSeq and is a predicted model, not a curated record. Gene Ontology annotation, molecular function: Hsp90 protein binding; telomeric repeat DNA binding. Gene Ontology annotation, cellular component: cytosol. The transcript is spliced from 14 exons. NCBI's taxonomy places the organism in Eukaryota, Viridiplantae, Streptophyta, Magnoliopsida, Solanales, Solanaceae. The coding region runs from base 127 to 3177 and encodes 1016 amino acids. Gene Ontology annotation, biological process: telomere maintenance via telomerase; protein stabilization.
UAUUAAGUAUUUUCCAUUAUAGAUGGAAUUUAAACAUGUUAAGCUUCUUAUUAUGCUUUGUUGGGCUUGUUUAAUCCAUUUUAUCCAUUCCUACUCAUUUGGGGUUCGAUUCCAACUGAAGUAGCUAUGGAGAAGGAAGUAGAAUCGAGGCGAAAGAGAGAGGUGUUGGAGAAGGUGGUUGAGGUCAUUGCUUCAAUCAAAGAUGCCAAACACGUUGAUCAAGUUAUCUGUGCUCUUCAUUCCCUCGCCCUUCGUCUCUUCCCUCUUGACUCGCACUCCCUCGCAGGUAGUGUUAAUGAGCAGUACAGGGAACAGUUAAUUAGUGCGAGACUCCCGGCUACGCACGAGAGAGAUGAAUGGUGGCAGAUUUUCUACAAAGGCCCUGCAUUCGCAACAUUGGCUAAGAUUUUGUUAUAUGAUUUGGCUUAUGAUUGGCUGGCAUGUCUCCCCAUUUCUGUGAGGAUGCACGUCUAUGAUGUGUUCUUUUUGAGAGGCCAAGUCAUUGAGGUUGUAAAGAAAUUAGUUCCUUGUCUACAAUGGAGAGGUAGUAGUGAUAAUGACACCCGUUCCGUCCACUCAAAUGCUGAAAGAUUGCUUGUGCUUUGUUUGCUUGACAAUAUGGGAGUUACCCAGAUUGCUCGAGAAUUGUCUACUUACUGUCAAGAAGAUCUUGCCCAUGAAGAGCUCAAGCAGAUUAUAUCACAGGUGGUCCAACUCCUUACGUCUAUACCUGAUAAAGCUCAAGCAGGAACCCCUAAUGCAUUAUCAUCACACGUGUUCUUCAAGCAUAUCACUGCUCAACUUCUUGCUGGAGCACAUGAAUGGGACAAGCUUUUAGAUGGAGGAGAUCACGUUGAUAAAAACAAACUAGGUGGCGUCCUCCUGUUAAUGGGUGAAGCAUUUGCCCGCAUUAGUCGGCGAGGAUCAGCAGAUGUGCUGUUAGGCGUAGUGGUUCCUGAAAUACAUAAACACGUACAAGGCUUCUUACCGCCAAAUUCGGAUAUCCCUAUUGGUGAAGCAUUUCAAUCAACACCUGGUUUGCGAUUUUGGUUGAAGAUGAUGGAGUCAAUCAAAGACCCUUACUGCUUAGAAAGAAUGACUGAACAGCUACUCAAACAAUUAGUAGCUCAAAAUACAGGAGAUAUUGAAGCUCAUUGGAUUUUGUGGAUAUUAUUUCAUCAGGUUUACCAGCAACAAGCCUCAAUUAGGUCCAUGUUUCUUGAGAAAUUCUUACUGUGGAAAGUAUUCCCUAGUAAUUUCUUGAGAUGGAUUCUUCACUUUGCUGUUUUCCAAUGUUCCCCUGAAAAUUCCUCAUCAGUGAAAGCUUGUAACCUCCGUACUCUCUCAGAGACUGUUCAGCGGCUUGUCACGGCUUGGUCCAAACGGGAGUUUGUGCAAUCUACUUCAAUUGAGCAGCAAGCCUAUAACACUGCUGCCUUAGGGCUUUGCUUAGAGAAGAUGUCUAAAGAAGAUUUAGAUGCAACCAAGGAUGCAAUGCAGUGUAUUCUUGAAGGAGUUAGCUGUAGGUUGGAAAGUGCUGACCAUUUGAUCCGAAAAAUGGCUAGCAGCGUUGCAUUAGCAUUUUCCAAAGUAAUUGACCCCCAAAAUCCUCUCUACCUUGAUGAUAGUUGUCGUGAGGAAACUAUUGACUGGGACUUCGGUUUAUUAACCCCAGAAAAAAGAUUUUUGGCUAGUUCCACAAACAUAGAUGGAGAUAUUAAGGGUUGUUCAACCACAGUAGCUGCAAAGGUAUCAAAUACUAUAGCUGCUGCCAGCACACAUGAUAACAUCACGAGUAAAAAGAAGAAAUUAUUUGGAUUUGAAUCUGUUGAUCCAGAUGAGAUCAUUGAUCCAGCAUCCCUAAAUUAUGAGGUCGGCUCUAGUGAAGAUGAUGAGGAUAAUGCAAGUGAAACUUCCGAGUCCUCGAAUGACUCGUCUUUGCAGCCGUAUGACUUGGCAGAUGAUGAUGCAGAUCUGAAAAGAAAUUUCUCACAGUUAGUGGAUGUGAUCGCAGCACUAAGGAAAUCUGAUGAUGCUGAUGGUGUUGAUAAGGCUAUUGAUGUUGCUGAGAAGCUUGUACGAGCAUCACCUGAUGAGCUCAAGUUUGUAGCUUCCGACCUAACCAGAAGUCUUUUACAAGUUCGCUGCUCUGAAUCAACUAUUGAAGGGGAGGAAGGGUCUGCUGAAGAGAAGAGACAAAAAGCGCUUGUUGCUUUGAUUGUCACAUGUCCUCGUGAAUCUCUCAGUACACUAAAUAAUUUACUUUAUUCACCAAAUUUAGAUGUCAGCCAGCGGUUACUGAUACUUGACGUAAUGACGGAGGCUGCACAGGAGCUUGCAAAUACAAAGAUUUCAAGACUUAAACAACGGUCUAACGCUCUUGUAUCAUCCAUGGAUGAUCAACCAUGGUUCAUGCCAAAACCUAUUGGUCCUCCUGGAGCCGGCUCUUGGAAGGAGAUCUCAACACCAGGGACUCCUUUUAAUUGGUCUCAUUCUUAUGAGAGAGAACUUCCUCAUAAACCAGGUCAGAUCAAGAGAGGAAAGACACGCCGUUGGAGCCUUCAUUCAGCUUUACCGGUAAACCAGCUUGAAUGGACCCAGAACAAGUUUCCCCAGUAUGCAGCGGCUUUUAUGCUUCCAGCCAUGGAAGGAUUUGAUAAGAAAAGGCAUGGUGUAGAUUUGCUUGGCAGAGACUUUAUUGUUUUGGGGAAGCUUAUCUACAUGCUUGGUGUUUGUAUGAAGUGUUCAGCCAUGCAUCCAGAAGCAUCUAUUUUGGCAUCUCCUCUUUUGGAAUUCUUAAGAUCAAGGGAGAUAUCUCAUCAUGUGGAAGCUUAUGUUAGGAGAUCUGUCCUGUUUACUGCUUCAUGCAUAUUGAUUUCUCUUCAUCCCUCCUCUGUGGCGGCUGCCCUGGUUGAGGGGAAUUCUGAAAUUUCCAAAGGACUUGAGUGGGUUCGCAGCUGGGCACUUGAUAUUACUGAAUCUGAUACCGAUAGGGAGUGCUACACACUGGCUAUGACUUGCCUCCAACUUCAUGCUGAGAUGGCUCUACAGACCUCUCGAGCACUUGAAUCACCAGAAAGCUUACACGGAUCGAAUAAGAGUAGUCUACCAUCAAAUAUGUUGAAGGGGGUUAUCAAAAUCCCCAAUUCAAGUGGUGGCGUUCUUAGCCUCCCUUAGAUAUUAUUGACAUGCCUAUUCUCCAGUACUAUCUGUAAAUAUCCAACCUCGGCUUCAUAAUUGACAUCCCUCAGCACAAACGAUAAAAUGAUUCUGUCUUUGUUCUUGCCUAUAUCUAUUUAUUGUUGUAUGCCAUGCAAGUGCUUUUAUUUCAUGAAUUUUCAGAAUAUUGCUAGGCCCCUGCUCAAGCCGUCUGAUGCAUCUUGGAGAGUUUGGCUCAAGAAGCAUAAAGUUUAGCAAUGCUUACUCCAAGAAUUGGUGUGAGGUGCUAAAUUUUUUCAAAGAGGCGUCCUUUGAGAAAAGGAGAGAAUAUUGGCAUGUUAGCACUUGUGAUGAGGUUUUUCAUCCCAAAGAUUCAGUGCAGCCUUGAGUUUAAUGCGUUUCGAGGGUAUGCCUUUGUUCUCCCGACAUGCAUCUUGCAAUUUCUGUCAUGUACAUACAAAUUAUAUGACUUCAAAUGGAAUGCAAUUAGUCCUUGGGCAUUGAAACAGAUUUGGGAAUCCAAAACUCCAUUCAACGUAGCUUGCUAUAAGACGGAUAGCCUGACUAACACAAAGAUCAUCGCGGAAGAAUUAAAUUGUCUCAAUGUUGUUUCUUAUUUUCCUCUAAAAAUAUGACUUCUUGUGUUCUGUUUCCUUUUCCAUAUUGGUUUAGUAUUUUCUUUCCUAGAAUGAACGCCGUCUUGUUUCCUUUUCUUAAAAUGUAAGAGCGCAUUGGCCAAUAAUAUCUUUUCUUUGGCUCUCUC